AUGCUCCGCAGCAUCCGCUCCAAAAACAUGCGCUACGUAUUCCUCACCAACGGGGGCGGCGCCCAUGAAGACGCCAAGGUAGCCUCCCUCAGCAAACGCCUCGGCCUCUCCAUCGACGAGGACGUCAUUCGGGACAGGGUAAUCUUGUCGCACACGCCCAUGCGCGGGUGGGCGGAUGAAGUGAAGAAGCAGACCGUUCUCAUAACCGGGUCCCACCCCGAGACCGCGAGGAAGAUUGCAAACGAGUACGGAUUCGAGCGUGCCGUCACACCAGCGGAUUUAAUCCACGCAAAUGGCGAUUUGUACCCCUUUGACAACUUGAAAGACACGCUGCAUUCGGAAUUCCGCCCUCUGCCAGACGGCAAGUCUGCGUCCGCCAUCAAAGACCCCUACAGCAAGAGUCUCGCUGGGAACGCUCUCAAAAUCGACCAGAUUCUGGUCUGGAACGACCCCCGAGACUGGUCGCUCGACAUCCAGGUCAUCCACGACCUGCUAGUCUCCCACAACGGCUACCUAGGGACCCUGUCUUCCAGGAACGGGAACCGCGGUCUCCCCAACAAUGGGUGGCAACAGGAUGGCCAGCCAGAACUCUGGAUCUCAAAUCUGGACCUUGUGUGGAAGACGGAAUACCCUGUGAAUCGAUUUGGCACUGGGGCGUUUCUCGAAGCCCUCAAGGGCGUUUGGUCGGCGGUUACGAAUGGCGCUGAGCUGCAUUAUAAUGCGCUGGGAAAGCCGUCACAGUUUACGUAUGACUACGCUCAUACACGGCUACUUCAGUACUAUUCUACCAUGAAGGGAGGUAGAGAAGCGGGUGGGAGGAAGGAUGCCACGCCGUUGAGGAGGGUGUACAUGAUUGGGGAUAAUCCAGAGAGUGACAUUCGCGGCGCGAAUGAGUAUUGUCCGGAGGACGGGACGGAGUGGGUGUCCAUCUUGGUGAGGACGGGGGUGUGGACGGAGACGGAGACGGAGCGGGAGCCGCGGUACAAGCCUGGUGCUAUUGUGGACGAUGUCGUGGAUGGGAUUGUUUGGGCUUUGAGGAAUGAGGGCGUCGAUGUUGACAGGAAGACGUUGCUUGCCGGGGGGGGAUAG
This is a messenger RNA of Metarhizium brunneum ARSEF 3297, 1089 nucleotides long. RefSeq lists its product as uncharacterized. NCBI's taxonomy places the organism in Eukaryota, Fungi, Ascomycota, Sordariomycetes, Hypocreales, Clavicipitaceae. The record is from RefSeq and is a predicted model, not a curated record. Gene Ontology annotation, cellular component: mitochondrion. Gene Ontology annotation, biological process: glycerophospholipid biosynthetic process.